Molecule: messenger RNA, 2006 nt
Organism: Rhineura floridana
Lineage: Eukaryota; Metazoa; Chordata; Lepidosauria; Squamata; Rhineuridae
Gene: CNGA1
Product: cyclic nucleotide gated channel subunit alpha 1
Exons: 7
Coding region: 174-2006 (610 amino acids)
Biological process (GO): monoatomic cation transmembrane transport
Cellular component (GO): plasma membrane; intracellular cyclic nucleotide activated cation channel complex
Molecular function (GO): intracellularly cAMP-activated cation channel activity; intracellularly cGMP-activated cation channel activity; protein-containing complex binding
Source: RefSeq, a predicted model, not a curated record
CAGAUAUGUGUUUCCUACAUUUUGCAUGUUAGUGAAUAAGAUUUUGGGGUCCAUGACAAACACACGCACACAACAAUAAGAUAUACGUUUACCUAGGAGGCUAACAACUUCAUUACCAUACAGGAUUUACUGCAGUACAUGGAAUGAAUAGAAUGAGAUAAUACUCUUCAAUUAUGACCACAAAGACAGGGGUGAUCUGUACCCAUCACUCACAUUCAGAUGUUCACAGCUUGGUGAUCCAGGGCAGAAAUGAAAGUAUAGAAGAAGUGGAAGAUGGUGAAAGCAGCAAAUUUGAUGGUAAAAGGAAAAAAGAAAAUGAUGCCGCGGGCAAAGAAAAUAAGGACAACCAUAAGAGAAAUAAAGAUAAACCUGAGAAGAAAAAUAAGGAAGAGGAGGAGAAGGAAGAAGUAUUUGUUAUUGAUCCCUCAGGAAACUUGUAUUACAAGUGGCUAUUCUGCAUCACACUACCUGUCAUGUACAACUGGAUAAUGAUCAUUGCUAGAGCCUGUUUUGAUGAGCUUCAGGGUAACAAUUUAGAAAUGUGGUUGAUUUUUGACUACAUAUCAGAUAUUAUUUAUGUUGCUGACAUGUUUCUACGAACAAGGACAGGUUACCUGGAACACGGUUUGAUGGUGAAAGAAGAAAUUAAACUUAAGAAAAAAUAUAAGGGAAUGGUACAAUUUAAAUUAGAUGUAUUGUCCAUUGUACCAACUGAUCUACUUUACUUCAAGUUAGGGCUGAACUAUCCAGAAAUAAGAAUGAACAGAUUACUGAGAAUAUCACGUAUGUUUGAAUUCUUCCAACAAACAGAAACAAGAACAAGCUACCCAAAUAUAUUCAGAAUCUCUAAUCUUGUCAUGUAUAUUAUAAUUAUUAUCCACUGGAAUGCAUGCAUGUACUUUUCAAUCUCCAAAGCCAUUGGCUUUGGCACAGACACAUGGGUCUAUCCCAACAUUACCCAUCCUGAAUUUGGCCGGCUUGCUAGAAAGUAUGUAUAUAGCUUAUACUGGUCAACACUGACCUUGACAACUAUCGGUGAAACACCUCCUCCUGUGAAAGAUGCUGAGUAUUUCUUUGUCAUUGUUGACUUCUUAGUUGGUGUAUUAAUUUUUGCUACCAUUGUUGGUAAUAUUGGUGCUAUGAUCUCUAACAUGAAUGCUGCAAGGGAAGAAUUUCAAGCAAGAAUUGAUGCUAUUAAACAGUACAUGCAAUUUCGGAAUGUGAGCAAAGACUUAGAAAAAAGAGUUAUUAAGUGGUUUGAUUAUUUGUGGACAAAUAAGAAGGCAGUGGAUGAAAUAAAAGUAUUGAAGUAUCUCCCAGAUAAAUUACAAGCAGAAAUUGCCAUCAAUGUUCAUCUGGAAACAUUAAUGAAAGUCCAGAUUUUUGCAGAUUGUGAAGCUGGUUUACUGGUUGAGCUAGUCUUAAAACUACAGCCUCAGGUGUACAGUCCUGGAGAUUAUGUCUGCCGAAAAGGUGACAUUGGGAAAGAAAUGUACAUUAUCAAAGAAGGGAAACUUGCAGUAGUAGCUGAUGAUGGAGUUACUCAGUAUGUGGUCCUAAGUGAUGGCAGUUACUUUGGGGAGGUUAGCAUUCUUAACAUUAAAGGUAGCAAAGCUGGAAAUCGGAGGACAGCUAACAUUAGAAGCAUUGGCUAUUCAGACUUGUUUUGUCUAUAUAAAGAUGACCUAAUGGAGGCUUUAACAGAAUAUCCAGAUGCAAAGGCCAUUCUGGAAGAGAAGGGAAGGCAAAUCCUUAUGAAAGAUGGAUUGCUGGAUUUAGAUGUUGCAAAUGCAGGAACAGAUCCUAAAGAUAUUGAGGGAAAGGUCAACCAAAUAGAAGUAAUGCUAGAUAGUUUACAAACAAGGUUUGCUAGACUUUUGGCUGAAUAUGUUGCUGCACAGCAGAAACUGAAAACAAGGCUAACAGAAGUUGAAAGCAUUGUCAAACCUCUUGUGGAUUUUGAUUUCUCAAAUUUAGAAGAAACUGAAAUAGUUUCUGGUUACUAA